Symbiodinium sp. CCMP2456 is the source of this 4342-nucleotide messenger RNA. NCBI's taxonomy places the organism in Eukaryota, Dinophyceae, Suessiales, Symbiodiniaceae. The record is from the annotation of a GenBank genome assembly.
AUGGACCUCAAGGAUGCGUGCGGCACCACCACCACGGUGAUGGUCAUAGGUGUUUACUUCCAGGCCGGUUGCGACGCCACGGCCUCGGGCCAGACGGCCGACAUUGCACAGGUUGCCCUGCAGUCAGGCUUCAAGUUUGUCAUGUUAGGGGAUUUCAACGUGGAGCAGACCCACCCGGUCCUUCUUGAUUGUGCUUUGACUGGAAUGAUCAAACCAUGUGAUCAGUGUCAGCCCGGCCUGCUCCCGCCCACGGGACCGCUGUACCGUGGCAGCCGCCGCAGGAGGAUUGACUAUGCCUUGGCGCACGUCCAGUGGCCCGCCCUUUCCACUCAAACCCUGGACGGACCGUCAGAUCACCAGGUGGUCACAUACACCUUUGAGGCCCAUGCCCCCUUGCUACGAAGAGGCCCACGACGACGCCCUGUGGGUCAGGAUGCUUCUGUGGAUGAGCUUGAGGCUCGUGGUGCCCUGUGGGACCAGACCCCGUUCACGGCCGCGUGUCAGGAGGGUGAUCUUGAUGAGGCCUGGCGCCUGUUGUCGGAUUGGGGGGAAGCGCUGCUGUGUGAUCCUGAUCCUGGCGCCGUUCCCCGCAGCUCUCCGUGGCUGCCUGCUGUGCCCAGACAACCUCCCACUGGGAAACAACCCGAGCGCUCGGCUGGUCUUCGUGCCCUCCUUAAGCUGCUUUCUCGUCUCAGGGCGGCCGUGGCGCAGCCUCACCUUGAGUCGCUGUGGAACCGCAUUGCCAAGUCUCUUGCUUUCACACGCCGUCUGGUGCCCGAGCUUCCUCGCAUUGAUCGUGCCGAUCAAGACACUGUGGAGUGCGUGGCUGCUUUGGCCCAGCAGUACUCGGAUCAGGAAAGGGAUGCAGCCCGCCGGCUGUGGAAACGUACCACCCGCCACUCCCUUGCCGCUGCCAGGACCUAUGUUAAGAGCAAAGCUGAUCAGAUCCUUGAGUGGGACCGGACCAUGGCUGAGGACAGGGCUCCUACCAACGGCAGGCACCCAGCCAUCGAGGUGGACAGGCAGGCACAGGAUUGGAUGCUCAAGUGGGCAUCGCAGUGUGACGGUGCCGAACCCGGUGCCCAGGUCGACCGCAUCUUGUCUGAAGUCCCGCGACCCCCUGCCACGGAGGUCUCCUUCGAAAUCACGGCAAUCAUGCUUAGGACCGCGCUCCGUGGUAUGCAGCAUAAGUCUUGUGGCCCGGACGGGUGGGAUGCACAGGCACUCUUGAGACUUCCCACCCGAUGGUGGGACUGCGCCGCCCUGCUCUGGAACUGCGUUGUUGCGCAGUCCAAGGUCCCAGAAAUGUGGUUGCGAGGCCGCACGGCUCUGUUGUGGAAGCCGAGUGGAGGCACGAGGCCCAUAUCGGUCUUACCGUUUAUAUGGAGAUGUGGUGCCAAGCUCCUCAACCAACAACUUUCCCAAUGGACCGCCAGCUGGAGGUCUCACUUCGAUUCCGGUGGUGUCGCUGGCACUUCCAUUGACACUGCACUGCAGCAGUUGCACCGUGAGCUGCAGUCGGGUGCCCAAAUGGCUGUGCAACAGGAUGUGAGUUCCUUCUUCGACUCGUUGGAGUAUGGGCUCACCGCCCGGCUGCUUCGCCACCUGCGUGCCCCAGAGUGUUUUGUGAGACUCUUCGAGAAUUACUGUACCAGGUCUUCCCGCAUCUUUGCUCUUCAGGGCGCCCUAAGUGGUGAUUGGGUUCGGCCUGGUCGGGGGUUGCCUCAAGGUUGCCCGCUCUCCCCCGUGAUCGCGGCGGCCGUUUCCCACUGUUGGGCGGCAUUUGUCCUCAGGCCCCAGAGCGCGAGACCGGCCACGGUCACUGGACAUGCGUAUGUGGAUGACAGAUGCUUGCUCCUUCGUGCCAAGGCCCCUCAUGCUCACCUUCGUGAUGCUUUGCUGCGGUCGGAUGCCUUUGACCAUGCCUUCAAGUUACAGCUGUCACUCACCAAGUGCGCGGUUGUGGCACGCGCCGAUGAUGCUGAAGCGUCUGCUCUAGCUCGGGAGCGGCAGUACCAACACCUGCAAACCCUCGAGGUACUGGGCGUGACUGUCCCCCUGGAGGAGCAAUGGGGCCUGCUCCGCUUCUCCUUGGCUAAGGUUCAACUUAGGCUGCGGUUGAUGCGGGGUCUUGACUUGCGUCUCAGGGACGCCCGCCAACUUCUCCGACAGCUGAUCGUUCCGGCUUACGCAUGGGCCGCUCCGUAUGCCAUGCCCGAGCCUCAUGAACUCGAGGCCGUCCGGCAGGAGACCCUGCUUCUUUGCUCCCGUCAGGUUGGCCAGGAAGCUGCCAGGGUCUUGUUUUACGAGAUUGCAGGGUGGUUUCUGGAGCCUCAGUUUGCCCUUGAUGCCGCCGUGCUUAGGGCCACGUGGCGGUACGUUGUCCGCCCACCCGAGUGGUGUGAGGAGCUGCCGUUGUCUGAUGCCCGGCCGCCGCCGCCUACUGUGCUGCCUCGCCUUCGACAAACCCUUGAUCGUUUGCGCUGGUGGCUCACUCCUGAUGCCGGCCACCUCUGCUGCACAGGCUCGCUAGGGGAAACGCGCCAGGUUCAGGUGGGCUUCGAGUCGUUUCGCAUCGUGCUUCGGUGGCUCACCGUGGCCUAUCGUAUGCGGUAUGUGCUCAACACCGGCAGAGUGUGGCAGUAUCGGGCGAGGGAGGCUGAUGCGGCUUGUGGUUUGCUGUGCCCGGUCCCCCCCAAGGAUGCACACUAUGAGUUCGCAGGUCACAGGACGGUCUUUGAGGAGGCUCGCGGGGACCGCAACCUCGUGUUGGCCUCGUUCGGGGCCGGUUGCACUAAUUGGUUCUUUAAUGCCAAGGCCAACUUUGACCCUGGGCACCAGCGUCAUCUGUGCAUGUGCGGCGGCUCUAAGCCGUCUAGACCGCACCUCGUGUGGUGCUGCAGCCACACGGCUAGCCUGAGGCAAGGUAUCCUCCCCCCCCAGGAUCGUGCUGCGGAGCGCCUCUUCGCAAGAGCCGUGCCGUUGAUGCCCGUGCCGCCGCCUGCUGUGGACCCCGAAGGUUUUCGUGAGGAGCUCUGUGAACAGCUUCUUCCGCUGAUGGCAACCAGCACGGUGGCUGUCGCCACAGAUGGUUCCAGUAAGGAUGAGGUUGGGGCUAUGGGCUUCGCCUUAGGGUCUCCGGACAUUACCUGUGCCACGGCCGAUGCCUUGGAGGACCAAUGCUCCUUCCGCAUGGAACUCCAGGCGGUGCACUUGCUCCUCUCGUCGUUGCGUGAUGCUGUUGCCAUGGCCAAAGCCCACAACACUUUCAGUUGCCGACGUGUCUGGUUGGCGGUCGACUGCGAGGCUGUGAUUCGGGCUGUGCAGGGUGAUCGUGGCUUCGACUACUUCCUCUUGCUGGAAGGUGUGCGGCAGCUCCGGCGGGAAUUGCAUACCAUGGGCCUCUCGACGGCUUUCGUGUGGGUCCCCUCUCACGGCAAGCGGCCCACCUGGGCUCCACCGCAUGGCUUGGACGGCUCCCUUCUUCGUGCGCUCAACCAGGCUGCGGAUACAGUGGCGGGCCGCUGCAUGCUGCGGCGGCUCAAUGGAUCUGCUAGGGAACGCUGUGCUCAGGUGCGCCGCCAGGCUCUUGAUUGGGAAGUGCAGACGCUAAGGACCGUUGCGCUCACGGCGUCCGCCUAUCAAGGCUAUCUCAAGACGGUGGGCCAUGGGCGAGCCAUGACGCUCUUCAUCGAGCCGCUCCGCUUCGUUCUCUACUACCUGUGCUCCGUCUUCGUCUCCUUUGGCGACGGGUCUGGGCAUGGCUUUGGGUCCUUUGGGACCGCUUCCUUCACACGGGCUCUUCGUGGUCCUGGUUUGCGGAUUGGCGUGCUGAUCCUCGGCGAGUUCUACGAUGAGCCCUUCAUGGUCUCUGGUCCGCCUUCUACCUGUUCCCCGCCUUCGCCCCCUUCGGCGAUUCGUCGGCUUGGGUUCUUGGUGUGCCGCUUCUUCUACGUGCUCUUCGUGGUCAUGGUCCUGGGUGCGCUUGUUGCUCCUUGGCGAGCUCUACGACAAGCUCUUCAUGGACGGGACUUUCGCCCCUGGGCGCUGGUUCUACUUCUACGACAGGACUGUGGUGGCUGCUUGCUGCCAUUGGGUCCGCUUCUCUACUACCUGUACCCCGUCGUUGUCUCUGUCGGCGACUGGUUAGCAUGGCUCCUUUGGGGGCCGCUUCUCCUCUGUGCUCUUCGUGGUCAUGGCCUUGGGUUGCGCUUGCUGCUCCUCGGCGAGGUCUACGACGAGCUCUUCAUGGAUUGGGCUCGGCGUACUCUCCGUGCUGGGUCUGGGCUUGGCCUUGGGCUCUCUGGGGCCGCUUCUUCUACACGUGCUCUUCGUGAACAUG